GAACCAUCUUCCAAAUUUUGUCAAUCAAGUCAACCAAUUUCCAGAGACUUGCUUUGGAAUGGACUGAAGCAACUCCAUUGCUGUUUCCACGAUUAUAUAUAUGUAGUUUCCAAAAUUCUUUUUGCUCCACUCUGCAGUUUGCAUAUCAUCUUCGUAAUCAUGUUUUACAGUAUAAUGAGUGGUAGAUCUGUGCAUUCUGUUUUGGUUGGGCUUGUGUGCCUGGCCCUUGCCUCUGCUAUUUGUUGUUCAAGUGUUGGAAGCUCCAACAAAAUUAUGUGCUUGGAGAGUGAAAGGCAUGCUCUUCUCCAGUUCAAACAAGGCCUUGUGGAUGAGUCCAAUGCUCUUGCUUCUUGGGAAAACAAGAAAGAUUGCUGCAAGUGGAGAGGAAUAGCGUGCAACAACAAAACAGGUCAUGUCACAAGACUUGAUUUCUCCUUUAUAUCUUUCAAUUAUACUGAAGUUCCUUUAAGAGGUGAAAUUAGUCAUUCACUACUUGAAUUGCCAUAUCUAAAUUACUUGGACCUCAGUUAUAAUGAUUUUGGAGGAAUGAUCAUUCCCAAGUUCAUUGGCUCUUUGAGUCAAUUGAAAGAACUCAAACUUGCAGCUGCUGAUUUCAGUGGACCUGUUCCUCCCCAACUUGGAAACCUCUCUAAUUUGCAUACUCUUGAUCUUUCCUUCAAUGAUUUUGAAGGAAUGAUGGUUCCCAAAUUCAUUGGCUUUUUGAGUCAAUUGAAAGAACUCAAACUUGCAGCUGCUAAUUUCAGUGGACAUGUUCCUCCCCAACUUGGAAACCUCUCUAAUUUGCACACUCUUGAUCUUUCCGGGAACCAUGAUGCUAGUUCUGAAAACCUUGAGUGGUUAUCUCAUCUUUCUUCCUUGAGAUACUUGAACAUGGCAUGGCUGAAUUUGUCUGAGGCUGUGAAUUGGCCACAAUCUUUAAGCAAGCUCACUUUACUGACAGAGCUUCAGUUAUCCCAGUGUAACCUUCCUGAUGUCAAUCUAAGAUCACUUUCCUUUAUUAAUUCUUCCACCUCUCUUCAACUCCUUGACCUCUCUUGGAACUCUCUUAAUUCUUCAAUAUUUUAUUGGAUAGCCAAUGUCAGCAGCAACUUUGUCCAUAUUGAUCUCUCUUUCAACAAUCUCGAAGGUCCCAUCCCAGAUGUCUUCACAAGCAUGCUUUCUCUAGUAACACUACAUCUGUCUUCGAAUCACCUUGAAGGCCCCAUCCCAGAUGUCUUCACAAGCAUGCUUUCUCUAGUAACACUAGAUCUCUCUUACAAUCAACUUGAAGGUGGGAUACCAAAAAGCUUUCAAAACUUAUGCAGCUUAGAGUCAUUGACCUUAUGGUCAAACCAAUUGUCUGAAAACAUUGAGGACUCUGUUGAAACCUUGUCUUGUGCUUAUAACACACUUGACACCUUGAUCUUGGGUUUGAACCAAUUUUGGGGGUCCUGGCCAGAUUUGAAACGUUUUUCAAAGUUAAGAGAGUUAGAUCUUUCCAUUAAUCAACUAAAUGGCUCUGUAUCCGAGAGUGUCGGGCAACUCUCUAGCCUUGAAUUUUUAUCUCUCCGGGGGAAUUCUUUCACUGGUGUCAUAACAGAAUCCCACUUUCUGAACCUCUCUCGUUUACAGACUUUGGAGCUUUCUGGUAAUCGUUUCUCUAUCAACCUGAGCUCUGAUUGGAAUCCACCAUUUCAACUUGGUUUGUUAGGCAUGUCCUCUUGCAAGGUGGACCAAGCUUUUCCCAAGUGGAUUCUAACGCAGACAAAUCUUACUCAGCUUUAUCUCCCUAAUGCUGAACUAUCAGGAAUUCAGGAUCAUUACCUAAUAAGUUUUGGGAUCUAUUUUCCGGCUUAUAUGAAUUAGAUCUCUCUAUGAACCAAAUCCAUGGAAAACUGCCGAAUCUGUCAUCGACAAGCUUAAGUUUUGUUAACUUGUCUUCUAAUCUACUUUCUGGCGCAGUGCCAUCAUUUUCUCCUAUGCUAGAAGAGAUGUAUCUCUCGAAUAAUAGGUUUUCAGGACCUUUGUCUUCCUUAUGUGCAACGCAGUCUCCAUCUUUAAGGUCUGUUGACAUUUCUGAGAACCUAUUGUCUGGGGAGCUUCCUAAUUGUUGGAUGCAAUUUCAAGAAUUGCAAGUGUUGAAUUUGGGAAAGAAUAAAUUAUCUGGAAAAAUACCAAGCUCGUUAGGCAAUCUACAGGGAAUUGUGAUAUUGCGUUUACAUGAUAACAACUUUUCAGGAGAAUUGCCUUCUUUAGAGAACUGUACCAGAUUAUCGAUAGUUGACCUUGGCAACAAUAACUUGUCGGGAAAGAUACCAACAUGGAUUGGCCAAAGCCUACCAAAGUUGGUGAUUCUACGCUUACGGUCCAAUGAGUUCAAUGAAAUCAUACCCUUCUCCUUGUGCACUCUAGCUGUCAUUCAUGUAUUGGACCUCUCUCACAACAACAUUUCCGGAGGCUUGCCGCAUUGCUUCAAUAACAUCAGCCAAAGCGCUAAUAAUCAUCAUAUCCAUUACCCUUCGUUCACUAGUGUGUUAGUUAAUUCAGAACUCGUGUGGAAGGGAAUAGAAAGAGAGUUUGGGAAAAAUCUUGAUGGUAUGAGAAGCAUUGACAUGUCAAGCAACUGUUUGAUGGGGGAAAUUCCGCAAAGUAUAACAAAUAUGACAGAGUUGAAAUCACUGAAUCUGUCAAGAAACUAUUUGACAGGAAAGCUUCCCGAAAACUUUGGUAACAUGAAGAUGUUGGAAUCUCUUGAUUUGUCAAGAAACCAGAUAUCUGGUAAAAUUCCUACAAGUUUAAUUUGCGAGCUUAAACUUUCUUAGUGUCUUGGACUUAUCACACAACAACUUGUCAGGAAGAAUUCCAUCAGGCACCCAACUUCAGGGUUUUAAUGCUUCUGCAUAUAUGGGAAAUCUUGGACUUUGUGGACCACCGCUGACACCAAAUUGCUCACGAGAUGGAGCAACUCAAGCUGAUGAUAACAAAGAACAUGAUAAUGAUGGUCUCAUAAGCCUGGGAUUUUUUUUCAGUGCUGUGCUGGGAUUCGUCAUUGGAUUUUGGAUGGUCUGCGGCAGUUUACUGCUUAAGACUUCUUGGAGAUAUGCUUAUUUCAGAUUCCUGGACAAUGCAAAAGAUUGGAUUUAUGUCAAAACCGCUGUGUACAAGGCAAAAGUGCAAAGGAGACUUCAAACAUAAAUGGAGAUUCUGGCAUUCGAGGAAAUGAACCUAAUGAUCCCGGAAGUGGAAAGAUUCAAGGCUUAAUGUUGAAGGUUUUCAGAUGUCGUUGCUUUCUCUUUCAGCAAGAAAUAAUUAUUAUGCUUUUAUCCCUUGAGAAAUGUGUGUGAAUAAUGGAUUGUAUGUAGUAUGAGCUGGUAUCACUUUUAUUCCAUCUUUCUGGCUGUAAUUUAAACCUAGCUUUCUCGAUUGAUUUCAAAAUAAUUACCUGCAAUUAUAUAUUGUUCCGUUCCAGAGCAUUUCAAUUAAUCUGAUCUAUUCCAAUCAAACUUCAGAUAUUUUAUUACUCUGCAUCUAUGGGGAAUUUUGGACUUUGAAGACCACAGCUAACACUUAAGUCCCCGAAAUAUGCGACUGCUCAAGAUCCCGGUAUCUCUAGUGGCAGAGGAAAAACUGAUGGUAUCAGAAACCUAGGAUUUUAUUACGAU
This is a messenger RNA of Rosa rugosa (rugosa rose), 3662 nucleotides long. RefSeq names its product receptor-like protein EIX1. Gene Ontology annotation, molecular function: protein binding. The record is from RefSeq and is a predicted model, not a curated record. Lineage: Eukaryota; Viridiplantae; Streptophyta; Magnoliopsida; Rosales; Rosaceae. The transcript has 2 exons. Gene Ontology annotation, cellular component: plasma membrane. Bases 160 to 1866 code for a protein of 568 amino acids.